AUGUGCCCAACAGUGUUAUUCACGGCUGCCCAAAAAAUACGCUGGAGGAGGGAGUGGCGAUCGGCGCUGGUGGUGCGAGGAUUGGGGAGAAGGGUCUCGUAUCUCCCAUUAGCGCGUAGGCUGAACUUCUUAUGGGCACGAAACGGAACCAUCCAGAUUACUGAUAUGAAAAACGGGUGCUUUUUGGUGCGGUUUAAAAAUAAACUUGACUAUGAGAUGGCAGCAUACGGGGGCCCUUGGCUUCUUGGGGAUACUUACCUGGCAAUCCACCGAUGGUACAAGGGUUUUAACCCGUGGACAUCUGAAAUAAAGUCGACGUUAGUUUGGGUUCAGCUGCCGGAGUUGCCGGUGGAGUUCAUUAAUGCAGAGGCUGUGAUGCAAAUUGCAGGCCUGAUUGGGCGCCCGGUUCGUGUGGACAGGGCGACGGAACUGGGAGCAAGGGCAAAAUUUGCUCGGGUGUGUGUGGAAGUUGAUCUGACAAGGCCUCUGUUAUCACAGUAUAAGGUUGAAGGGAUUACGUACUUAAUCCAGUAUGAGGGGUUGCAGAAUAUAUGUGGGGAAUGCGGAUUGUAUGGGGACGGUGGGAAGGAAUGCAGGUGCAUGAAAAAGAGUAGGGAGGUGCAUGAGGAGGAUGUCUCUAUGGUGCCGGAAACGCAGGAACAGGACCAAACUAAUGGAAGGGUGUAUGGAGAUUGGAUGAUGGUUCAGAGAAAGCCACGGAAGCAGGCUGGCCGAGACGGGGGGAAGAACGCAAAAGUUCCAGAAAAGUUUAAUAAUAGAUUCGACGUGUUGCAUGAAGUGGAUGAGGGCCAUGCAUUCAACGUUGAGGUUGGAAAGGAAAAGAUGGGGAGGGAUAAGGAUUUGGAGGAGGCUACUUAUACAGGGAAGAGUUCGGAUGGGAAGGGGGAAGUGGUGGGGAAGAAUGACAAGGUGGGACUAAAGAGCAAGGGCGAGAAGGGUAGGGAGAGCGGGAAAGGAAGAGGAGAGGAUUCUAUUCCCCAUAGUAAUAAAUAUGUUAAAAAGGCUACUGGCCCCAGCCAUGGACAACAACCGAAGUUGAAAGAAAAACCCAGUUUACAAGGGAAGGGGACGAGUGAGAAGGGAGGGGGUGUGGGAAGUCUAUUCAACUAA
Molecule: messenger RNA, 1131 nt
Organism: Linum tenue
Lineage: Eukaryota; Viridiplantae; Streptophyta; Magnoliopsida; Malpighiales; Linaceae
Source: the annotation of a GenBank genome assembly